AGACGACGUGGGAGGGCCAUCCUAGUCACGCCUAACCAGUCUUGCUCGCUGGAUGUUCCCUUCACACUUUCUGAUGCGGCACCAAUUGCGUUGCACCCGGUCGGAGCAUAUACAUCACGGCGCUGCCACCGCCUCUGCUCUGCGCUGUCCCUCUGUGCAUCCGCCAUACCUCCACGCUUGCCCUUUCUCCUGCAAUCGCCCAGCGGAUGACGACAGCGAUGCCGCGAGCAUAUCAACAAUAAUCCCGCUUCCCUCCCCAAUAACCCAUAGCCACCACCCCUCCGCGCCCCCUCUGCACGCAGCGACGCAAUGAAGUAUGGCGAGACGCUGCGGCAGCGAUCCAUUCCUGCCUGGGCGCAUCACAACAUAGACUACGACGAUAUCAAACACUUCAUCAAGGAGCACACCACCCCGGGGAAGGGCAAGACAAUCUCCGUCCCCGGGCGAGGCGAGGACAAGCUGGCCGAGUUCGAAAACGCCCUCUUCCACAUCCUGCAGGACCAACACCAACGCAUCGAUCUUUUUGUUAAGAGCAAAGCAGGUGAAAUCCAGCGCCGUCUUGAACACUCCAAAAAGCAACUUCGAGCACUGGCAGUGCGACAAGCGCCUGUAGCCGACCACCGAAUACCCGUCAGCCGCCUCGAACGAUACGGACGACUGGAGAACGAUGUAGUCAAAGCUGGGGAGGAGAUCAAGUCUCUGGCCAGAUUCAUCGCGACGCAGAGGACGGCAUUUCGAAAGUUGCUCAAGAAGUACAAGAAAUGGACUGGCUCUGCGGAGCUGGAGGAUCGCUUCCGAGAGGAGAUCCUGGAUGACCCAAAGAGCUUCACCAAGCUCGAUCUGGGCUACCUCUUGGACGAAUAUUCGGGCACACGGCAUAGCAUACGGACUCUGUACGACAGUCAGGUCCAACAAGCGGCGGGCGGCAAAAAGGCGGAUGCGAAGGAGGCAUCGUCAGUGAUCGCCAAGCUGCAAGAGGCUGUCAAUCGCGACUCAAAGGUCUUUUUUGACACGAGCAUUGCUACUGUGCCUUUGGGACAGUAUGGAACUGUGGCCAGUUACUUCGUACAUCCCGAGAGCAUCGUCGAAUUGCAGAUGCUGCUGCUUCAGCAUGCUAGAUUUCACCUCUCCCGAAGCCGACAGAACUCGAUAGCGACUCCGAUCUCCUCCGCACCUAGAACACCGACCCUGGCAGGCGUAAGCUCCAGCGAUCCCGAUUACCACAUGCUUGUAGCCGAUAACCUCGAGCGAUUCGCAAAAGAGCAGAGUAGCCUCACAGUGGAUGAUCGGGAACAUGCAGCGGGCAGCUGUCCACAAAGAGUCAAAGCGGCUGUGCGAUGGACAACCGACGAGGAUGCGCUUGCAUGCCUUCUGUCUCGGUCGGGCAGUACUAAGAGUGCAUACCUCAAGAAGAAGCACAUCUGCGACUUCUUCAACGCAAGAGCCGACUUCUCAACGGAGCAGGAAGAAGUUGAUACAGCAGAGAGAGUGGAGGAGCUGCGAGACGAGCUGCUCAAGAACAACACCAAGCCACUAUUCCGAUACUCAUGCUCUCGAUCUCGUCUGAUUGGUCUGGAUGACAAUGCUAACGGCUUGGUCAUGGCCACGCUGGACAGUGGCAUCAUAUUGGAGACGACCGGGGAUUCUGUGCAAGAAGGAGCGAAGACCACGUUCCCUUUCGCUUUGCUGACAGUAAGGCAGGAGGGGCAGCCCAAGUCAGAGCUUUUGACUGUCCUCGAUAGGAGCUACCUGGUGGAGCGGGUGCGAGGCUUCUCUCUGGAAUAUCAUGCAGUCUGGCAGACCCACCAAUCUGACCACAUUCCUGCACCGUUUUGGCUGCCAUUGCUAUCGCAAGACAUCCGAAAAUUACCGCCACCAGCCAUGCGCAAGCGUCCCAGCACACAAGGUGGAACCGACGCCUCAGGUGCACCGUCAGCCAACAGCGCUUCGAGUCCUGGUACGCUAGACAGCGUUACAGCGGUGGAGACAUCGAACGAAUUGGCAAGCCAGCUCGAAUCACCUCCGCUGAAGUCUUUCAACAAGAAGAAGCGCAGAAAAUAUCCUCAAGCACAAAUGCCAACACAGAAAUACUGGAACGAGUAUGACGAUCCUGAAGAAGGCGGUGACGGUGAUGCGUACUACAUCUACAUCGAUCCGAAUGAGAAGAACCCCUUCGAUCGCUUCUUUGAGAGGAUCGCAGAUGUCUUCAAGAGGAAAAAGCGGCCAGAGGAGGAUGCGCUACUCUCCAUACCAGGCACGCCUCAUCUCGACGAUGACGAGUCUUCAGAUGAAGACUCUGAUUCUCCCACCCCGCGAAACCAUUUUGGACCCACAUCGAAUUUUGGCACCUUUGCGGGCCCUAUGAGCAUUCGCUCAGCGAGCCUAUCCUUCUUGCCGCAGUUUAGCAUCCUUUGCUACGUGGCCUCUCUUGCCAUGCUCGUCAUGGCAUACAUACUUCGCACCACUGGGCGCCACAAGUUCAUCAGGGAGGUUCAUGUUGGUGUUCUGUUCUCCAUGGUCUGCGGCCUGGGUUUCGUGCUUUUAGGCUUUAUGAACGUGUUACGACGCGGCAAUGUGGGCUCUACAGAAGCACCGCCUUCACUCGGUGCCUGGGCGGUCAGCAUCGUUGUGCUGAUUGUGAAUGUACUGGCCUCUGGGGGUUUACUGGCGUCCAUGCUAGGUUGAGGGAGCUUUCCAUUUCAUUCUUGAUGUUUGAGUAGGGGGAGGGAAGAGACUGCACCUCCUUCGUGGCGUCAGAGCGAAUUCAACAUGCAUGUACAAGCGGCAUACGGGGCGUUAGCAAGCGGGGCUUUGCUCUUCUUCUGGUGUGAGACAUCUCUGAGUGUGAAUUGGGGCAAGUGGGGAUUGUACUAUACACAUCCACGGAGUGUAUUUAGAGGGCGUAAUGUGUUGAUGAAGAUGAAAGUGACAGAGGAA
This is a messenger RNA of Cercospora beticola, 2937 nucleotides long. RefSeq lists its product as uncharacterized. Lineage: Eukaryota; Fungi; Ascomycota; Dothideomycetes; Mycosphaerellales; Mycosphaerellaceae. The record is from RefSeq and is a predicted model, not a curated record.